AUGAGCACCGAACCUCGCUGGGCCGCCUUUGCGCGGGACACGAACGAGACCAAGAUCCAGCUCGCCCUCAACCUCGACGGCGGCGCGUUCCCUCCCAACACCGAUGCCCGGCUUAAUGUGGGGAGCAAUAGCGAUUCCGAGACUGCCCACGCGACACAGGCGAGUAAGUCACAAACGAUCAGCAUAAACACGGGCAUUGGCUUCCUGGACCACAUGCUCCACGCCCUGUCGAAGCACGCCGGAUGGAGUCUUGCUCUAGCCUGCCAGGGGGACUUGCACAUCGACGACCACCACACCUCAGAGGACGUGUGCAUCGCACUGGGCUACGCGUUCGCGCAGGCGCUGGGGACGCCGACGGGGCUGGCGCGGUUCGGGUCGGCGUACGCGCCGCUGGACGAGGCGCUCAGCCGGGCCGUGGUGGACCUGUCGAACCGGCCGUUCAGCGUGGUGGACCUGGGGCUGCGGCGCGAGAAGAUUGGCGACCUCAGCACCGAGAUGAUCCCGCACUGCCUGCAGAGCUUCGCGCAGGCAGCGCGCGUCACCCUGCACGUCGACUGCCUCCGCGGCGACAACGACCACCACCGCGCCGAGAGCGCCUUCAAGGCCCUCGCCGUCGCUAUCCGCCAGGCCACCACCCGCGUCGCCGGCCGCGAGGGCGAGGUGCCCAGCACGAAGGGGACCUUGAGCGUAUGA
Messenger RNA from Lasiosphaeria miniovina, 693 nucleotides. RefSeq names its product imidazoleglycerol-phosphate dehydratase. Gene Ontology annotation, biological process: L-histidine biosynthetic process. Gene Ontology annotation, molecular function: imidazoleglycerol-phosphate dehydratase activity. Bases 1 to 693 code for a protein of 230 amino acids. The transcript is spliced from 2 exons. NCBI's taxonomy places the organism in Eukaryota, Fungi, Ascomycota, Sordariomycetes, Sordariales, Lasiosphaeriaceae. The record is from RefSeq and is a predicted model, not a curated record.